UAAAGUCAUGUCUGGCCGCGGUAAGCAAGGAGGCAAGGCCCGCGCCAAGGCCAAGUCGCGGUCGUCGCGCGCCGGCCUGCAGUUCCCGGUGGGGCGUGUGCACCGGCUGCUGCGCAAGGGCAACUACGCGGAGCGCGUGGGCGCCGGCGCGCCGGUGUACAUGGCGGCCGUGCUGGAGUACCUGACGGCCGAGAUCCUGGAGCUGGCGGGCAACGCGGCCCGCGACAACAAGAAGACGCGCAUCAUCCCGCGCCACCUGCAGCUGGCCAUCCGCAACGACGAGGAGCUCAACAAGCUGUUGGGCAAAGUGACCAUCGCGCAGGGCGGUGUCCUGCCCAACAUCCAGGCCGUGCUGCUGCCCAAGAAGACCGAGAGCCACAAGGUUAAGAGCAAGUGA
Molecule: messenger RNA, 397 nt
Organism: Phodopus roborovskii (desert hamster)
Lineage: Eukaryota; Metazoa; Chordata; Mammalia; Rodentia; Cricetidae
Product: histone H2A type 2-C
Exons: 1
Coding region: 8-397 (129 amino acids)
Cellular component (GO): nucleosome
Molecular function (GO): structural constituent of chromatin; protein heterodimerization activity; DNA binding
Source: RefSeq, a predicted model, not a curated record